AUGGAGACAGCUCAUCAAGACCUGAACAGACCAGAUGCUCAUCAAGUAUACGGCCUGCCGCUGGACGCUACUGUGUCAAAGGCUCUCACCCGAAAUGGUUGGAUUUUCAGAGGUGCACGCAGUGAUAAUGCUGAGAGCCUCAUGUGUUACCUCACUGGAAAAGAACUCAAGUUGGAUGUAAAGGAUGUUUACUUAUGGGCAAACUCUAACGGAGACCCCCAAGACCGUUUUAGUUUCGCUGACACCUGGAAAGUCUGUAAAACACCAGCCCCGGAGGUUCCAUGGCACAAACAGGUUUGGUUCCCAGGUUCUAUCCCCAAAUACUCUUUCAUGAUGUGGCUAGCCUGUCUCGAUAGAAUGCCAACUAUGUCUCGUUUGAGAAACUGGGGCCUUGUGGAAGAUGACACUUGUAUUCUUUGUGAAAUCUACAAUGAAACAAGGGAUCACCUCUUCUUACGUUGUCCUUAUAGCUACGACCUGUGGAGAUGGUGCAUUUCAAGGAUGCAACUACACUUCAUGGGAUUCAGUACCUGGGAUAGACUUAUCUUGUGGCUACAAGCCCCCUGCUCUGAAGGGAACCUGUCAACUCUAAAGCUCCUGGUAGCUCAGGCAGUAAUCUACACACUUUGGCAUGAGAGAAAUGCACGCCUGUUCACUGGAAAGCGCACACCGGUUGAAGGUCUCUACCACCUUUUGGAUAGACGAAUCCGAAACACUUGUUUGGCUCGGGACAAAUCUCCGAAGCUUCGUGGUAUGCUAGAGUACUGGUUUCGAGGCCUCUCUAACUGA
Messenger RNA from Camelina sativa (false flax), 789 nucleotides. RefSeq lists its product as uncharacterized. The record is from RefSeq and is a predicted model, not a curated record. Lineage: Eukaryota; Viridiplantae; Streptophyta; Magnoliopsida; Brassicales; Brassicaceae.